UGUUGAUGUGACUAUCAGUGGUUAAAGGCUGUCAGCCAAGAAUAUAAAAAUGAACCCACACCAAAGGUGACAAACAGUACAUCCUACGCAGUACAACUUGACGACUAUAAUUGCUGCAAACGCUACUUCGUAACGCGGCAAGCACAAACACUUGGAACCUAUAACAACUUCUUACAACAAACAUGUAUCGUCACUACGCUAUUGGUUUGCUGGCUAUCAUUGGCUUCAUUGCCGCCGCUAAUUCAACGUCGAUUAAUCUUUGCGAUGGUGUGGCCGACAACGUUUUUGUAGCGGAUAUCACGAACUGCAGCAACUACUAUAUUUGCGUUAAGGGCGAGGCGAUCGCUCAGCAAUGUCGCUAUAAUUACUCCUUUAAUGGCAAGACGCAAUCGUGUGAAGUAUCCAACGCAUCCUGCUUGGCUUGUGACCCAAGUAAAUUGUCUUCGGUAGGCUUGGAAAGGACAUGCAACAAAUAUGCGCUCUGUUUUGCUGGCACACCAGUGCUACAAGAAUGCGCUGACGAUUUGCAGUACAAUCCAAACUUAAACGCUUGCGAUUAUCCUCAAAAUGUGGAUUGUGUUGCAAACCGUUGUUCCAUUUAUGAUAGUCCCGAUAGUAUUGUCUACGCUCCCAGCCAGUCGUCGUGUACAAAAUAUUUCGUCUGCAUGAAUGGCCAACCACAAAACCAAACAUGCGUCGGUGGUUUGCAAUUUAACGCUGUCAGUAACCAAUGCGAUCGUCCAGCCAACGCAAAUUGCACUAUUGCCGCUAUACCCAAAUCACGUUCCUUCCAAACUGCCGCUGAGAUCGCUCCACGCAUGGUCAAUAUUAACUGCCCCAGUGUGGGUAUUCAGCAGAUUGCGCACCAAAACCUAAAUCAAUACUACAUGUGUGUUAACGGUAAGGGUGCACUAAUGACUUGCGCUGCCAAUCUGUUCUUUGACAAGGAUAUGGGUGCUUGCCGCCGUAAGGAGGAUAUCCUAAAAAAAUAUUAAAGCGUAUAUCAUAAAAAAGGAUUAAGUUUCUCUCGUUCAUAAUUACUAAAUGAAUAUGUGCAUUUGCUAGUUCUUCGCUAUGUUACCACGUACAAUUAUUAAAAAUUAAUAAAACAAGGC
Bactrocera tryoni is the source of this 1115-nucleotide messenger RNA. Its product is annotated as protein obstructor-E-like. Gene Ontology annotation, molecular function: chitin binding. Bases 183 to 995 code for a protein of 270 amino acids. Gene Ontology annotation, cellular component: extracellular region. Lineage: Eukaryota; Metazoa; Arthropoda; Insecta; Diptera; Tephritidae. The record is from RefSeq and is a predicted model, not a curated record. The transcript is spliced from 4 exons.